Notodromas monacha is the source of this 630-nucleotide messenger RNA. The record is from the annotation of a GenBank genome assembly. NCBI's taxonomy places the organism in Eukaryota, Metazoa, Arthropoda, Ostracoda, Podocopida, Cyprididae.
GACGCGGAGUGUUUCCAGAACCUGUUCAAGCUCGGGUUCGGCUUCGUGGAAGUCGGGUCGGUGACGCCGGUCGCCCAGGACGGGAACCAGCGCCCGCGGGUUUUCCGGCUACCCGCCGACGAGGCCAUCGUGAACCGUUGCGGGUUCAACAGUGCCGGCCACGACGUUGUGUUGGGCCGACUCGAGUCGACACCCCGGCCCGAAAACGGGUUCGUCGGCGUCAACCUGGGCAAGAACAAAACGUCGCCGGACGCCAAAAAGGACUUUGCGGAUGGCGUCCGGAAGUUCGCUCCAGUCGCGGAUUACCUCGUGAUCAACAUUUCUAGUCCGAACACUCCUGGCCUGAGGGCUUUGCAAGGAGAUGCUGAAUUGCCCGGUGUUUUGGCUGCGGUCAAAAGUGCAAAAGACGAAAUGGAACCCCAGCGCGGUGUUUUCACGGGCGAUGACGCCUAUGCCAAGAUCCGCGCCGGGGCGUCCCUAGUCCAGCUGUACACUGCCAUGGUGUACCAUGGCCCGGGCGUCGUGGCCAGUAUUAAGGCCCGGCUCAGGGAGUUGUUGGCUAACGACGGUUUCCAGACUCUGUACGACGCCGUCGGUGCUGACCACGAGCGGACUACAGCAGGGUCAUAA